Messenger RNA from Phyllotreta striolata, 990 nucleotides. The record is from the annotation of a GenBank genome assembly. NCBI's taxonomy places the organism in Eukaryota, Metazoa, Arthropoda, Insecta, Coleoptera, Chrysomelidae.
AUGCAACACGAAGGAAAUACGGAGCGAAAAUCGAGCAUGGGGAUUCGCAUUGAAACCGACCAAGAUGGCGUUCCUUUCAUACAACUCGGAUCGUAUUGCCUGCGAUUAGACUUGGAGGAAUUGAGCGAUAGAGACAAGGAAAAGGCUCUAACCGAACUCAACGAAACGCCCGAGAACGUACAAUACGCACUAGCCAAACUGCGAGAACUGAUAUCGAACGAGCCGAAUUUGCGGGUGCCCGUCGACGUCGACGAAUUCCUGGUGAAGUUCCUGCGACCCUGCAAGUUCGCCCCCGAAACGGCCUUCAAAAUAAUGCGGCGCUACUACAGGUUCAAAACGAAACACCCCAAAUACGGCGUUCGCAUCACCCCGAACUCGGUCCGGCACGUUUUCGACACCGAAGUGUUCAAAAUCCUGCCCACCAGGUCGCCGGACGGCAGCAGGAUAUUCAUCAUGAACAUCGGCGCGAAAUGGGAUCCGAAAAAGGUGACGCUGGAAGAUAUGUUUAAAGCCGUUAUGGUGACGAUGGAAAUCGCCAUGCUGGAGCCGAAAACUCAAAUGGGCGGGGCGCACGUUGUGUUGAACAUGGAAGGAUUGUCGAUGGUGCAUUUUUACCAGUUUAGUCCUUUCACGGCGAAAUUGAUAGCCGAUUGGGUGCAGGAAUGCGUGGCGGUUCGAUUGAGGGGUAUACAUAUCGUGAAUCAACCCUAUAUAUUCAACAUGUUGUACGCGAUAUUUAAGCCGUUUUUGGGCGAGAAAUUGCGAAAAUUGAUAUUCUUUCACGGAACGAACAGGAAAUCGCUUUUAGAACGGAUAUCCGCCGAUUGUCUUCCGGAGAAAUUCGGCGGCAACGCCAACAUACCGAACUACCCCGGUAGUUUGUUCUCCGACAUGCUCUUUUACUACGAACACGAUUUCGAAGUUUACAAUACAUACGGAUACGCCAUAGCGGAGAAACCAUCGAUAGAUUCCAAUUCCACAUCGAGUUGA